Branchiostoma floridae (Florida lancelet) is the source of this 1520-nucleotide messenger RNA. RefSeq names its product cathepsin L1-like. The record is from RefSeq and is a predicted model, not a curated record. The transcript has 8 exons. Gene Ontology annotation, cellular component: lysosome. Lineage: Eukaryota; Metazoa; Chordata; Leptocardii; Amphioxiformes; Branchiostomatidae. Gene Ontology annotation, molecular function: cysteine-type endopeptidase activity. Bases 115 to 1098 code for a protein of 327 amino acids. Gene Ontology annotation, biological process: immune response.
CAGAGGUUAUCGCCUUAUAAAAGCAGCCGGGUGACCUACACCUCCUUCUGACUUGGCUUGGAGAGACUUGCAACAGGUGUGUCGUGUGACUAUCAAUAAGCUGCUGAAAUCAAGAUGAAGCUUUUGAUCUUUGUUGUCUGUGUUGCCGUGGCAACGGCCAUAGAUCCUCAAUGGGAGGCCUUCAAACUUCUUCAUGGCAAGCAGUACAGUGAGUACGAGGACGGUGCCAGAUACGCCAUAUUCCAGGAGAACAGCAGGAUUGUGAAACAGCACAAUGAGGAGGCCGCCAUGGGCAAACACACCUUCUUCAUGAGGAUGAACAAGUUCGGCGAUAUGACAAACGAGGAGUUCCAGAUGCUCGUGAUCGGGUCAGGUCUGUUGUACUCCAACAAGACCCAGCAAACCGAGGGGGGAGUCUUUGAGAGCCUGCCGGGACUGAAGGUCAACGACACCGUGGACUGGAGACAGAAAGGUGCGGUGACGAAGGUGAAGAACCAGGAGCAGUGCGGGUCCUGCUGGGCCUUCAGUACGACCGGCUCUCUGGAGGGUCAACACUUCCUGAAGUCAGGCACACUGGUUUCCCUGAGUGAACAGAACCUGGUGGACUGCUCCCGUAAGGAGGGGAACAAGGGUUGCCAGGGCGGUCUGAUGGAUCAGGCCUUCAAGUACAUCAAGACCAACGGUGGCAUCGACACUGAAGAGUGCUACCCAUACAAAGGAAAGAACGAGAGAAAGUGCGAGUACAAGUCGAGCUGCAGCGGAGCCACCCUGUCCAGCUACGUUGACAUCAAGACUGGAGACGAGGACGCCCUGAUGCAGGCUUCCGCCACCAUCGGGCCCAUCUCUGUCGGCAUUGACGCUAGCCACCCCUCCUUCCAGCUGUACGACCACGGUGUUUACCACGAGAAGAGAUGCAGCUCCAAGAAGCUGGACCACGGUGUGCUUGUUGUGGGCUAUGGUACUGAUGGCGAGAAAGACUACUGGCUCGUCAAGAACAGCUGGGGCGAGGAGUGGGGCAUGGAGGGCUACAUCAAGAUGUCCCGCAACAAGGAUAACCAGUGCGGCAUCGCAACUCAAGCCAGCUACCCUGUUGUCUAAUUCAAUGAAUUCCAAAUCUUUACUAGUAACGUACACAAAAACAGUGCAUUUUCCAGACCGUUGGACGAAUAGUUCUCGGUGAUUGGCACAAUAGUACUAGUCCAAGACUCGCCAUCUGACAUUGUACUUUUUCUUUAACUUCUGCUUUGAAGAAUGCAUACAAAAAAUUUCUACCUUAACGAGCCCACGAUAGUAAAGAAAACCUAACCUCUGCCUUUGCCUGUACGUGGAAUAAAAAAAAAAGCCAUAGAGUAAACUUGAUGUACAGCAUAUCACAAGCAGCUUCAGCAAUACUUUCAAAGUUACAUAUUCAGCUGUUGUAGAUAUCUUCCAAGCCUCUCCGUGAAAGUAUAGGAAAAUAUAUAUCAUGAACUGAUACACAUUGUAUACUUUUUCCUUCAAUAAAAAAAAAAGAUGCCAUA